This is a messenger RNA of Panonychus citri (citrus red mite), 1194 nucleotides long. RefSeq names its product protein FAM210B, mitochondrial-like. The transcript has 2 exons. The record is from RefSeq and is a predicted model, not a curated record. Gene Ontology annotation, cellular component: mitochondrion. Lineage: Eukaryota; Metazoa; Arthropoda; Arachnida; Trombidiformes; Tetranychidae. Bases 346 to 1074 code for a protein of 242 amino acids.
UUUAGUUCAAUUGUGUUAAUUAAAUUGUUUCGAUGCUUUUUAUCCAAUUAAUUAACUCUUAUUUAUCCUUAAUCUCAAUUAGUUAAUCUUCUUCUGGAAAUCUGAUUAACUGAUUAAUUCGUUUCACUUUAAUUUACCUUUUCUCUUUUUCAUUUUCUAUUACAAUUACAUUAUAGUGUUUGAUUACAAUUCUAAAUCUUUUUCAUUAUUCUAUUUAAUCACAAUUAGAUUAUCGGAUUUACACGUUGAAUACACUUAAUUAAAGAUUAACCGAUUAAUGGAUUAAAAGAUUAAUUAGUAUUUGAUAAGCCACAAUAUCUUCAAUUGGAAUCAUUUUAAAUCAUAAUGAUUAGAUUUGGGUUAACAUACAUAAUCAAAUCAGGUUGUUGUUUAAGCUUUCAGUCAAUUCUAGUGAAACAAAGCAACACUAAAUUACCAAGAUUACUGGGAUCAUUUUCCUAUUCAUCGUCUCAACAAUUAAAUUCCGAGGCUACAAUUAAAUCAAUUAAUCCAUUGUGUCCACCAUCUCAAGGUUUAUCAUCGUCAAUCUAUUAUAAUUUGGUGUCACCCACAAACCGAUACUUUCACACCAUGAAUGUAGCAAGAAAUAAGGAGCAAUCAUCAGUAAAUCAUUCAUCGUCUUCAGGUGAUAAUCAGGAGCAUGGAAAUGACUUGAAAAGUCAACAAGGUCAAAUGACAAUCGAUGCUAAUCAACCUGUUGAUCCAAAGGAUAAAAAAGGCCGAUUCAAAGUCUUAAUUCGUGAUUAUGGUUUAACUGCCGUUGUUUUCCAUGUGACAAUUUCGUUAGCAUCUCUUGGAAUUUGUUAUCUUCUGGUUAACAGUUCACUUCCAAUGGAUCAAAUAUUCACUUGGCUUGGAAUCGAUAAGAAAUUGGGAAAUUUGUCCGAUGCCGCGUCCACUUCAACCAAUUUCGUGGUUGCUUAUGCUGUUCACAAAAGUAUGGCUCUAAUUAGAUUGUCAAUUACCGCCGCUUGUGUGCCCAUAAUUGUCCGGUAUCUUAGGUCAAAGGGGAUAAUUAAAACGGUUGGUAAAGUUGCUAAGAAAGUAGAUUAAAUUUAAUGGUAAAUUUUAAUUCUCUAGAUUGAGUAACCUUAUUUUUUAUGUAAAUCUUACUCGAAAUGUAAUACAAUUAGUAAAUUAAGCAAUACGAUUUUUUUUGUAAUCGUUGAUGAA